Molecule: messenger RNA, 3613 nt
Organism: Mastomys coucha (southern multimammate mouse)
Lineage: Eukaryota; Metazoa; Chordata; Mammalia; Rodentia; Muridae
Gene: Lasp1
Product: LIM and SH3 protein 1
Exons: 8
Coding region: 273-1064 (263 amino acids)
Cellular component (GO): focal adhesion
Molecular function (GO): actin filament binding
Source: RefSeq, a predicted model, not a curated record
AUGGAAGAGCAAAGGCGGCCAAGCUGAAAGCAGAGGAUGCCUGGAUCCGGAGAACCCACGGGAAAGCAGCAGCGCCGAGGCGCGGGGAGGGUGAACGUCCGGAGGGGCUGAGUCUAAAGGGACAGGGGAAGGAGGGCGGAGGCGGAGGCCAGUUCCCCAGUUCCAGUCGCCGUCGCCUGCACAGUUGCAGCCGCCGCCUCCCACGAGCUCGCCCAAGGAAAAGGGAACGCGCGCGAGCACCGGCGUCCCCGCCCCAGUCUUUCCCCGGAACCAUGAACCCUAACUGUGCCCGGUGCGGCAAGAUCGUGUAUCCCACGGAGAAGGUGAACUGUCUGGAUAAGUUCUGGCAUAAAGCAUGCUUUCACUGCGAGACCUGCAAGAUGACCCUGAACAUGAAGAACUACAAGGGCUAUGAGAAGAAGCCUUACUGCAAUGCACACUACCCCAAGCAGUCCUUCACCAUGGUGGCUGACACUCCGGAAAACCUCCGCCUCAAGCAACAGAGCGAGCUGCAGAGUCAGGUGCGCUACAAGGAGGAGUUUGAGAAGAAUAAGGGCAAAGGCUUCAGCGUGGUGGCAGACACGCCUGAGCUGCAGAGAAUCAAGAAGACCCAGGACCAGAUCAGCAAUAUCAAAUACCAUGAGGAGUUUGAGAAGAGCCGCAUGGGGCCCAGUGGAGGUGAGGGUGUGGAACCGGAACGCCGAGAACCCCAGGACAGCAGCAGCUACCGGAGGCCCACAGAGCAGCAACAGCCACAACCUCACCAUAUCCCAACCAGUGCCCCAGUUUACCAGCAGCCCCAACAGCAGCAGGUGACCCCGUCCUAUGGCGGGUACAAGGAGCCAGCAGUUCCUGUCUCCACACAGCGCAGUGCCCCAGGUGGCGGUGGGAAGCGGUACCGUGCAGUGUAUGACUACAGCGCUGCCGAUGAGGACGAGGUCUCCUUCCAGGAUGGGGACACCAUCGUCAAUGUGCAGCAGAUCGAUGAUGGCUGGAUGUACGGGACCGUAGAGCGCACCGGUGACACGGGGAUGCUGCCGGCCAACUAUGUGGAGGCUAUCUGAGCCCCGUGCUGCCCCACCCUGUCUUCAAUGCAUUCCAUGGCAUCACAUCUGUCCUGGGGCCUGACCCGUCCACCCUUCAGUGUCUUCUCUGUCUUUUAAGAUCUUCAACUGCUUCUUUAUCCCCGCCCCUCCUCCAGCUUUCUUUUGCCAACCCAAGCCUUGUUCUGCCCCUGUCCUGGGCUCCUUCCUCGGGCAGGUUUACCCUUGGACCAAUCAACGGAUUGAUGGAUUGAUUUUUCUUUCUGGAUGGAACAGGCUGGGCACUCUGGGGAGGGCAAGAUUCUUCUGAGCAGGGUAGGCUCACAGGGCUGGGCUGAAGUGGGAGACUCAGUAAGGAGAUCGGUUAGACUGGGUGUAGUGGCUUACACCCUUAAUCCAAGCAGAAGAUUAAUCCCAGUGAAGGGAGGCAGAGGCAGGUAGAUCUGACUUUGAAGCCAGCCUGUGUCUACAUCAUGAGUUUCAGGACAGCCAGAGCUAUGUAGUGAGACCCUGUUGGUUAGCCCUCAGCUUCACUUCCUGCCUUAGGCUCCUCGGAACCCCUGGCCCAGCUCCCUGACACCCUUCCUCCUAGAGCUGGUGUGAGUUGCACACUCCUCAUACCUCCAGGUGGGGUUCCACACAUCCGGGGGUCGGGGGUGGGGAGUAUUAAGGCCUCAGUUAUGCAGAGAACAAUGUGAUGACCUUUCCCCUAGUCCAUCUUCCUGCCUGUCUCCUCAAGGCACCCAAAGGAGAGCAGAGUUCCUGCUUCAGGCUGCAUCCCUGCCCCUCUGUGCAGUCCUCCACACACGGAGUGUGCUCUUCUGCCCACACAAACCCAGGGCAGCCGAAGGAAGAACUCCCCAGAAAUCCCAGCUUGGGUCAAAUUCUUGCCUUAGUUCUAGGGGCAGCAGCCAGCAGAGAGCAAGGAACGGGGUGUUCUCCCUGGGCCUGUUUGCUUCCCUCCUCCUCCGGCCUCCUGGGACUCUCUUUAUCUCCCUGGCUGGGAGCCUGCUGUGAAGGGUAAAGCCAGGGAUUGCCUUUGGGACCUGAACUGAGCUGUUUCUUCCUGCUCCCCUGGGAAAAGGUCUCUCUGUGUCUCCUGUGGCCUUCCUUCCUUCCCCGGAACAAGGCUGGACUGGCUUAGAGCUCUGCAAAGCCAGAAAAUGGAAGAGUCUUCAGGAGCAUAGGAGGCCCUCCCAUCUCCCUGGGGAGGUGGGAGAAGGCUUCUAGGUGAGACAUGUGCUUUCCUGUCUUUGUGUCUGAGGCUACAGAGUAUGGUACCAGAAGGACCAAGUCACCCACGCGGUGGCAGCUCUCCUGUCCUUGAAGCAAAGGAGAGAGUCCAGGGCUCCAAAGCUGGCAGCACCAUCUCUGGGCUGGUGCUAAACUCAAGUCCUUCCUUUGCCUCUGGGGCCUGGGACAGUGCUCACUCGACUUCAUUCAUCUCUGGGUUUUCCUGUUACUCCUCCUGGGUCCCCUGAUUCUCAUCUUUACCCCGAGUCUGAUGUCAGGUCCCUUUACAUACUCAGACCCCGCUGCAGGUGAAGUUUGAACCUGAAGACCUUGGUCAGGCCAGCAAUGUGGUUGUCAUGAGGGCUUGCUAGAGUAACCAUCUUCCUGCCUGGUCAGUCCCCUUACUUCCAACCCCAGCCUAGGUGAAGGCAAGGAGUGCUCUGGUGGGCGGCGUGGGGUGGGCGGCGUGGGAAGAGCCUUGUGGGAGCAUCUCAGGAGCCACUGGGGAGGUGCCGGUCCAUUCCAUUUCCUCUUGAUCUCAAAGCACAAUGUGGUUCUGGGGACCAGAGGUCGGGGCGCCUGCUCUUGGAGGGCUUGUGUGCAGGAGGUGCUGCGAGCCUCCUGGUUCCUCUCAGCUGACCCUCCCUUCCCAGCAUGUCAAGUCAGCCACUUUUCUAGUCCUCUAGAAAUGGGGGAGACAUCCACACACCUGCAGAGGGAAGAGGAACUACCUAAGGUGCUGAGGGCCCCAAGCCUGCUGGAGUCCACACGUUUCCAGAAGCAUCCACCCCUAGAAGAGCACAGAAUCCCCAAGCCCACAGUCUCUUCCUUUGUAAAGGUCUUUUCAGCCCAUCAGAACCCAGGAAAGAAGGCGCCUUGGCUAGACUGUGAACUUAACUUUUGUGGACCAAUCCUGUAAUGCAAGAAGCCCCGUGGUGAGGGACACAAGUUCUCCCCGUGCUGCUUCCUGUUUUCCCUCCUCAUGUCCCUUCAGGGGACAUUUUAUUUCCUACUAGCUGGACACAAGACAAAAAGUACCACCCCACAGAGCCUGUAUUUAAACAAAAACAGAAGUGACCCUGUGAAGUCUGCCUCUGUCCAACAUUUCAUCUAUGUAUGAGUGAGUGUGUGUGUGUGUGUGUGUGUGUGUGUGUAGCCACCCACUCAUCUUUUAUAUCGGGUUAUCAUUUUUCUUUGGUCUGUUUGGUCCCCUCCCUCCUGGCCUCGUGCUUGGGAUCGAUUCUUUCUGGCCUGUUAUGAUUUUAAACAUUGACUUGAACCACAAAGUGAAUCUUUAUCCUGGUGACUCAAAUAAAAGUGUAAUUUUUACCUGCGGA